GCAUUUUUGGCAGAUUGUAGAAAUAUAGCAACUUCCGUCGGAGAUCGAGCACUCGACAGAGCGCCACAGGGCGGCGAUCGCGACGGAGAAAGAGCGCCCCUUCCAGAUCGGAGCGCCGCCUCGUGUUGGAUUCACUUCAUCCGACUUCAACUGAUGAUUAUGGAUGAAGCGGAAGAGGAAGCAAAAGCGCAGCGGAAGGCGGUUGUGCUGACAGCGCCGCUGGCUCUGGAGGGAGGGCUGGCGGCGGAGCACCGCCCGCCCAACCUCCUCAAGCAAGUCUUCAGCCUCUUCCGCAACGUACGGCCAGGAUCCGACCUCACACGCUUCCAGCUAUCUUCGCUCUUCAACAUGCCCAAGUCACAGCUUCAAUGCUAUGGAGAAACUGUUUACUGCUGUGGUGAGGACUACUUGCAAGAGUGUGCCCGAGGAAAGAGCAGCCUCGAAAGGUUUACCUCGGUCGUAGCAUGGAGCCUAUCAACCACACGGCCAGCAAUAUUUGGACAAGCACCUUUCAAUCCUAUUUUAGGAGAAACGCAUCAUGUCUCUAAGGGAUCCCUCAACGUGCUGCUCGAGCAGGUGUCCCAUCACCCUCCCGUCUCAGCUCUCCAUGCAACUGAUAGCGAGCACAAUCUGGAAAUGAUUUGGUGCCACAGCCCUAUUCCCAGAUUCCAAGGUACAAGCAUCGAAGCUACCAUCAAAGGAAAGAGGCAGCUGAGGCUUUUGGCCUCGGGUGAGAACUACGAGAUGGACUCACCGAACUUAUCGAUAAAACUACUUCCACCGACUGGCGCUGACUGGCUGGGGAAUGUCAGGAUCAAGUGCGAGGAGUCGGGCCUCCGGGCAGAUCUCUGCUACUACAAGAGCCAGGUGUUCCUCGGAUUCGGUGGGAGCUGCCGGUCCGUCAAGGGCACCAUCUGCCAUUCCAAGACACUAAAAACAAUUUACGAGAUCGACGGCCAGUGGGACCGAGUAAUCAGGUUGAAAGACGUCCACUGCGGGGAGGUGACGGUCUUGUACGACGCCAAGAAAGCGAUCUCCAAACUGAACACUCCAAUUCUGGUGGCUCCACAGAAGGUGUGGCCGACUGAGUCAGCGAGGGUGUGGGGCGAAGUGAGCCGGUCCAUCUUGAACAAGGACUGGGGAAAAGCUUCCGAGGCGAAGAGGAGAAUAGAGGAGGAGGAGAGGAAGCGACGAAGGGAAAGGGAAAUGAAUGGGGAUCACGUUUGGGUUGCCAAGCAUUUCUCGGUGGCACGCACCAAGGACGAAGGGUGGGAAUGUUGGCCGCUGGAGCAACUAGUCCCGCCAGCUCCUAUCAUUGUUCCCCCCUAACACAACGGAUCAUGAGUCUUUUUAUGUGAAAGUAAAUUAGAAUUGAAGUAUUUCAUCCAUAUUUUUGCGAAAGUUUCAGUUCCUUUUUAUGUUUUA
Zingiber officinale is the source of this 1425-nucleotide messenger RNA. Its product is annotated as oxysterol-binding protein-related protein 4C-like. The coding region runs from base 154 to 1329 and encodes 391 amino acids. The record is from RefSeq and is a predicted model, not a curated record. Gene Ontology annotation, molecular function: sterol binding. The transcript has 7 exons. Gene Ontology annotation, cellular component: membrane; cytosol; intracellular membrane-bounded organelle. NCBI's taxonomy places the organism in Eukaryota, Viridiplantae, Streptophyta, Magnoliopsida, Zingiberales, Zingiberaceae.